Molecule: messenger RNA, 6740 nt
Organism: Zonotrichia leucophrys gambelii
Lineage: Eukaryota; Metazoa; Chordata; Aves; Passeriformes; Passerellidae
Gene: DPP8
Product: dipeptidyl peptidase 8
Exons: 20
Coding region: 55-2703 (882 amino acids)
Biological process (GO): proteolysis
Molecular function (GO): serine-type peptidase activity; dipeptidyl-peptidase activity
Source: RefSeq, a predicted model, not a curated record
GGCGGGGCGGCUCGGCUCGGCAGCAGCGCCGCCGCGGAGCUCCAAACAUGCAACAUGGCAGCAGCCAUGGAAACUGAACAGCCGGGCCUGGAAAUCUUUGAGACUGCGGGUCGUGAGGAGCAGGUCCCGAGGGAGGAGCAGCCAAAACUGGAACCUUUCUAUGUAGAGAGGCAUUCCUGGAGCCAGCUUCGGAAACUGCUCACAGACACACGGAAGUAUCAUGGAUACAUGAUGGCAAAAGCCCCUCAUGACUUCACCUUUGUGAAGAAAAAUGACCCCGAAGGGCCGCAUUCCGAUAGGAUCUACUAUCUGGCAAUGUCUGGGGAGAACAGGGAGAACACGCUCUUCUACUCUGAAAUUCCCAAAACCAUAAACAAAGCUGCUGUCUUGCUGCUUUCCUGGAAGCCUCUUCUGGAUCUUUUUCCGGCCAUCCUGGACUAUGGGAUGUACUCCCGGGAAGAGGAGUUGCUGCGGGAGAGGAAGCGGAUCGGCACCGUUGGGAUUGCCUCCUAUGAUUACCACAGAGAGAGCGGCACCUUCCUGUUCCAGGCAGGGAGUGGGAUUUAUCAUGUCAAAGAUGGAGGCCCCCAUGGAUUCACCCAACAGCCUUUAAGACCCAUUCUGGUAGAGACCAGUUGUCCAAAUAUCCGGAUGGAUCCCAAGCUUUGUCCAGCUGAUCCAAAUUGGAUUGCAUUUAUCCAUUGCAAUGACAUCUGGAUAUCUAAUAUCGAAUCCAGGGAAGAAAGGAGGCUGACGUUUGUGCACAAUGAACUGGCCAAUGUUGAGGAGGAUCCAAAAUCUGCUGGCGUGGCUACUUUUGUGCUGCAGGAGGAGUUUGACAGAUACACUGGCUACUGGUGGUGCCCAAAGGCACAGCCCACACUGGAUGGGGGUAAAGUUCUUCAAAUUCUUUAUGAAGAAAACGAUGAGUCAGAGGUAGAGAUUAUCCAUGUCACAUCACCCAUGCUGGAGACAAGAAGAACAGAUUCCUUCCGGUACCCCAAAACUGGUACAGCAAAUCCAAAGGUCACUUUCAAGAUCUCUGAAGUGACAAUCAAUGCAGAGGGCAGAAUUGCAGAUGUUGUGGAUAAAGAGCUAGUUCAGCCCUUCGAGAUCCUCUUUGAAGGAGUAGAGUACAUUGCUAGAGCUGGGUGGACGCCAGAAGGAAAAUACAUCUGGUCCAUCCUGCUGGAUCGCUCCCAAACUCGGCUUCAGAUAGUCCUGAUCCCUCCUGCAUUAUUCAUCCCCACAGAAGAUGAUGCAAUGGAAAGACAGAAACUUAUUGAUGCUGUACCAGAUUCUGUUACACCUUUCAUUAUUUAUGAAGAAACAACAGACAUCUGGAUAAAUAUCCACGAUAUCUUCCAUGUGUUCCCUCAAAGCCACGAAGAUGAGAUAGAGUUCAUCUUUGCCUCCGAGUGCAAGACGGGCUUCCGGCACCUGUACAAGGUGACGUCGGUUCUGAAGGAGAGCAAGUACAAACGGUCCUGUGGGAGCCUCCCUGCUCCGAGUGACUUCAAGUGCCUCAUCAAAGAGGAGAUAGCAAUUACCAGUGGGGAAUGGGAAGUGCUUGGCAGACAUGGAUCCAAUAUCUAUGUGGAUGAAGCCAAAAAGCUGGUGUACUUUCAAGGCACAAAAGAUUCCCCUCUGGAGCAUCACCUGUACGUUGUUAACUACGAGAAGCCCGGGGAGGUGAAGCGCCUGACGGAGCGCGGGUACUCGCACGCCUGCUGUGUCAGCCAGGACUGUGACAUGUUCAUCAGCAAGUACAGUAAUCAGAAGAACCCCCACUGUGUGUCACUGUACCGGCUGACAGGAUCAGAAGAUGAUGCAGCUCACAGGACUAAGGAAUUCUGGGCUACCAUUUUAGAUUCAGCAGGUCCUCUCCCCGAUUACAUUCCCCCUGAAAUGUUCUCCUUUGAGAGCUCCACGGGGUUCAUACUGUAUGGAAUGAUGUACAAACCCCACAAUCUGCAGCCUGGGAAGAAGUACCCCACAGUGCUCUUCAUCUAUGGAGGCCCCCAGGUACAGCUGGUGAACAACCGGUUUAAAGGAAUCAAGUACUUCCGACUGAACACCUUGGCCUCUUUAGGCUAUGUCGUCGUUGUCAUUGACAACAGGGGCUCCUGCCACCGAGGGCUGAAGUUUGAAGGAGCCUUUAAGUACAAAAUGGGACAGAUAGAAAUCGAUGACCAGGUGGAAGGGCUGCAGUAUUUGGCAUCACAGUACGACUUCAUCGACUUGGAGCGUGUGGGCAUCCACGGCUGGUCCUACGGAGGCUACCUCUCCCUAAUGGCUUUAACACAGAGGUCAGAUAUCUUCAGGGUGGCCAUAGCUGGAGCCCCCGUCACGCUGUGGAUUUUCUACGACACGGGCUACACGGAGCGCUACAUGGGCCACCCGGAGCACAACGAGCAGGGCUACUACCUGGGAUCCGUGGCCAUGCAGGCUGAGAAGUUUCCUUCUGAACCAAACCGUUUGCUGCUGCUACACGGAUUCUUAGAUGAGAACGUUCACUUUGCACACACCAGUAUUUUGCUCAGCUUUUUGGUGAGAGCUGGGAAACCCUAUGACCUACAGAUCUACCCUCAGGAGAGACACAGCAUCAGGGUGCCUGAGUCGGGCGAGCACUACGAGCUGCACCUGCUCUAUUACCUGCAGGAGAACCUGGGCUCUCGCAUUGCUGCCAUGAAGGCCAUGUGACCUCAGAGCUCUGCUCCGCAGCUGCUCCCGCACAGGGAGCUGCAGCAAGCUAGAGAGAGUAGAAUGGAGCGUUGCUUUCUGGUGCCUGCCACACGUACACACCCUCACAGACACUUUUUUAAAAGUCAGUUUGGUGCCAUACGGGAAAUUAAAGUACGCUGAUCUAAUAACUUUAGUUAUUAAACUUUAAGUUUAAGCUGUAAAUAAAAUCCAAUGUCUGUGGUAUAAUACAGUACCAUGGGUGUUCUCUUGGGGGACGAGCUGAAACUGAAAAUAACGUACUUCUACAGCACCAGAUCUUCACUUUUUAGAAGAAUUAUGGCAUAAUUGAUGUAUUUUUACAGUGUGUUCCUUGGUAUCUUAUUACAUUAUACUGGAUGAUUUACUCACUACACAGCAAGAAUUUACCUGAAUGGUUACAACUUUUAUUAAUUUUAAAUGCUAUCAUAUAGCUUUUAUGCUUUGUGAAAAGGGAUGUGUCUCACUCCUUAGAAGGUGGUCACAAGUUGGACACGUCCCCUGUCUAGAUGUUAAUUGUUUUUUAAGAAGAAAGACUUUUAAGCUGCCUGUUAACAUAUUUAAAGUUUGGAUUCAGAUCAGUUGAUGCCAGGUUCUUUGAUUCCUUCUCCCAUAGGAUAAAUCAUUCUCUUUUCUUCCAGCAGCUUGAGAACCUAUCCUGAUUGUACUUGAUUUCAGUGGAGAAGUGAAUUGAUACUUUACUGUGAUAUGGGCAUAACAAUCUUUUAUUCUGAGGUGCAAACUAACAAGUUAAAAAUCAGAAACUGUAAACUUUCAAACAAGCUUCAAAGUGCAUCCUGUUGAGAUGUUUCCCUGAUGUUCACUCUGGAGCUGGGUUUGCAAUACUCCUUCCUCACCCUCACAUCAGCAUGAUAUGUAUGCAUCCUGUUGCAAUGUAGAAAUUCAAUACUCUUAUUCCAGGGUCUGCAGAGUAUGUGUGGGGAGACCUUACAUGUGAGGCAAUGUGAGCUGUUCUGUUGACUUUCCUCAUGUACCAGGGGCUAUUUCCCAGGCUCAUGCCCUGUCCAGUCCCCUGUUCCUGGGUCCUUUCUAGCACUACUGUGCAUGAUGAUGAUGAUGCUGUCUUUGAGAACCCCUUUCUGUACAGCUUCAGGUAACCCUCAAGGAAUUGCAGUCCCAGUUGUGUUUUUGCUACUGAGGUUUUAACUAAGCAGCAGGCUUGGCUGAAAAGCAUGAGCGUGUGAAGGCACUUUUAACUGGCAACAGGUAAUUUAGGCUAGAAAUCCAUAGAAAAUUGUUUUCUUUAAUCCAGAAAAUUCUCCCUUUGGGACUUGCCUUUGAGACUCUGAUAAGUUUUAAUGGUUUUCUUAGAAACCCAAGAACUUCCUUUUCUUUCUGUUUUGGUCCUAGAGAGAAGCAGAGCAUGAUUUUCUUUUCAUCUGCUGAAAAUCUGGAAUCAGUCUUUACGCUCUUAGAAUUCCACAAGUUGUAACCUUGUACUUUCCUGGAUUUUGUACUUGAUCCCAGAACUCUGGGAUGUAGCAGAGUCUGGCUGUAUCGGAUCAAACUGCAUCGUUUUCAGUUAAAGCAGGGGAGCUGGGGCAGUUGCAGGGCUGUAAAAGCAGUGUGUGAGAACAGGAUCUGGUUUUUGGGAUGCACAAAGGCAACAGGCUGCAGGGAGCUUCCUUUGCAGUGGGGAGCCUUGGUUCGGGCUGCUUGCUGGUUUUCAGAUUUAAACCACCAUUAGCAGGUCAAUAACGGGUUGGUUUUGGGAAAGGAGGCAGAGAAGGAGCCCAGCUCCAGGAAUGUCUUCUCUUGAUGUCUUCUCUUAGCAGUUCAGUGUGGCUGAAGCAAGGGCAGCGUCCCUGAGGAGUGUUACAGUCAGCACCGAGAGGAGCACAGGUGCAACACAACAGUGGGUAAAGACAAAAAUAAGCUGUUCCUCUGGAAUUCCAUUGUGUUCCCAACGUGUUUAUGCUGUAUUAUAUAUACAUAUAUCUAUAUCUGUUCAUAUAUACAUAUAUGUAUAAAAUUUCCCAUGGAUAGUAUUCACCUUUUCCAAGGUUGUUUAUAUUUUGUUCAAUAUUAAAUUAACUUGCUUUUUUGGGGUGUUUUUGUUCUUUUUCUAGAGGUGAUUACCCUUGAAUAUAAAUGUAUAUGAUUUUUAAGAUGAAACUGAUCCUUUUGUUUAAAAAACAGAACAAAAAUGGCCUUCAUCAAACAGUGCUUUUUUGGGGGGGACUGAAGAACUAAACAUUGCGUGAGUAAACUGGGCUGGAUUUGGAUUUGAGGCAGGAUGUGAUUAUAAGUGCUGACAUAGAAUUUUUAAUAAUGCAUCCUUCCACUGUUUAAAUAUAUACAUCAAAAAGCUAUUAAAGUACAAUAUACUGUAACUGCUCUGUUUUGCAACAUAAAUUAUGGAUUCUUUCUUUCCUACCAUUUUCUUUUCUUUUUACUGUAGUUAAGCACUUUAAGACCCCGUGCUCUCUUAUCCUGUGGAAGUGCUGGAAGGAUUUAUCACCAGAGUUUUGUAGUUCUUGCAAAAGAGAUGCCUUAGAUGAAGUCUGAUUCCAACUAAAUUCCCAGUGGAGAAAGGCCCUGUGGUAUCGAGACUGCAGAGGUAGGAAGGUGUUAGUGCUGAGGGUCUUUGCAUCCUUAUUUUUGGGGGGAGUGGUAUUCCUGCACCUCAUAUGGGGAAGUGUUGGCCUGGCCUAGGAGCAGGACAAGGCUGUACCUUACAGUCCUGGAGAUGGGAAUGUCACUGAGGUUUCCAGUCUGUUUGAUAUUUGGGAUUGUACUUCAUCACUUCCUGCGUGUUAAAAAAUCUCUUGGUUAACGUGAGUUUUAAGCAGAACUGGUGAGAUCCUGGGGGAGCAAAUGCAAGGGAGGUUGUGGAGCAAAAAGCUGUGAGGAGGAGCCUUUGCUGUGGCUCCCAAAGCAGAGGUUGCUUCGUCCCUGUGGGGGCCCCUCUGCCUUCCAGAGGCUCUGUGUCUGCCCUGCUCUGAGCAGAAGCAGGACUGAGCCUUCCUUGCAUGCUGGAUAUUUAGUGUCACAGGUGUCUUUGAGAUGAAUGUUUUCAUAUGGUUAAGAACAUAGGUGAAAUAUGGGGAUCUGAGUGCUGAGGUGCUGAAGCUGUAGCGUGUUGGUGCAGGCAGUUUCCUGUCUUUUGAGGUGCUUGGGUUUGGUUGUGUUUGUUCCUGGUGAAAGCACGUUCUUUCACCCCAUUUUAGUGCGGCUUCCAGUGAUGCCUUGUCAGUGUGGGAUGUGCAAAGCUGUUGGGUUUCACCCCCACCUCCUUUUGUUCUCAAUGAUCUCUUUUUAUUCAGAACACAGUAAAAUUAGUAUCUACCCAGAACUGCUUAAUUUUUACAAAUUCAAUGGAAAAAUGAGCUCAAAGCACCAAGCAAAGCUUUGAAAAUAACUAACUUCAUUGUAUUAGAAUGGAAAAUGCAUUCCCUACUUACUAGUGGCAUUUGGAAAUAGGCUAUGGAAAAACUUUCUGAGUGGGAUAGUGUAGUAAUGCUUUAACCCUGGAGAACCUGUGCCUGAACCUGGGUAGGAAAUUAUGGAGAAUUCUCACGCUCCAAGUUCCAACCCAUAUUCCCUGGCAGGAGAGGUGGGUUGUGCUCCUGCUGUGUGUGUCUGUGUGUCUGGCUGUCCUGGUGCUGCUGUGACACCCAACCCUGCCCAGGCAAUAACAGAGUUUGAGUAAGGGAAACAUUGGCCAGGUGAGGGCCCUGCCUUGGGCUGCCUGUUUCCUUGAGUGCCAGAACCCCACAGAGACUUUCCACGUGCCCCUGUGCAAGGGGCAGAGAGCUCUUCCUGCGGAUUUUCCUUGGCUGUUCUGCACAGUAGAAGUUCAGGUGUUUAAUUUGAGAACAUGAAGUGCCUGCUGUUUGUGUUAACAGAAUUGCAUGUCUCACUCCAGUGGGUUUAUUGGGCUCCCUCCCUCCCCUCCCGAGCUCCAUGGCUUUUAAUCAUGUAAAGUGGAGACAUUAGUUUUGCUGCGUUUUAUUACAAAACCUUUGUUGCAAUAAAGAUGCUGCUAAAUAAAUUGA